UUUUCUGAGAGAAAGAGAGAGAGAGAGAGAGAGCACUGGAGAGAUGUGGUGGCUUGACAGAAAAGGGCCAUCCGGGUUCUCCCCUUCUUCCACAGCAGAGCAAGUAACUGAAGGAAUUGAUGGGACUGGCCUUACCGCCAUUGUUACAGGAGCAUCAAGCGGUAUUGGCUUUGAAACUGCCAGAGUUCUUGCAUUACGAGGUGUCAAUGUAGUUAUGGGAGUUAGGAACAUAGAAGCUGGCAAAGACGUCAAAGGAAUUAUAAUUAAAGAAAGCCCUUCUGCCAAAAUCAAUGCAAUGGAGUUGGACUUAAGUUCUAUGGCAUCCGUAAGGAAAUUCGCGGCGGAUUUCAGUUCCUCCGGUCUUCCAUUGAACAUCCUCAUUAAUAAUGCUGGAGUCAUGGCAACACCGUUUAUGCUUUCCAAAGAUAACAUAGAACUGCAAUUUGCAACAAACCACAUUGGUCAUUUUCUCUUGACAAAUCUUUUGUUGGAGACUAUGAAGAGAACAUCAGUAGAAUGUAAAAAAGAAGGAAGGAUUGUGAAUGUCUCGUCACGCCGUCAUAGAUUCUCCUAUAAAGAAGGGAUUCGCUUUGACAAAAUCAAUGACCAAUCAGGGUAUAACUGUCUGUCUGCUUACGGUCAAUCAAAACUUGCCAAUGUCUUACAUGCUAACGAGCUCGCAAGACGGCUGAACGAAGAAGGUGUGGAGGUCACCGCAAAUUCGCUGCAUCCUGGAGCAAUCGCCACCAAUCUUUUCCGUCACCACAGCUUUGUUAGUGGUCUUGCUGGUUUGCUUGGUAAAUAUUUCAUGAAAAACAUUCAACAGGGUGCUGCAACAACGUGCUAUGUGGCAUUGCAUCCACAAGUGAAAGGGAUGAAUGGCUGCUAUUUUUUGGACAGUAAUGUAGCCGAGGCGAGUUCACAAGCUAAUGAUGCCAAUUUGGCAAGAAAACUCUGGGAUUUUAGCUUGGAUUUGAUUAACAGAUGUUGUCAAUGAUGUUUCAUAGUGUUUUGACUUACAUAAUGGUGGUCAAUAAGUUCACUAACUUGCUGGUUCUUAUCUAUUAAGAAGCAUAUCAAUUAUACAUUAUUUGUCAUCUAAAGUUCAUGCAUAAUGACGAAUGAAAUCUAGGA
This is a messenger RNA of Morus notabilis, 1134 nucleotides long. Its product is annotated as short-chain dehydrogenase TIC 32, chloroplastic. The transcript is spliced from 8 exons. The coding region runs from base 44 to 997 and encodes 317 amino acids. Lineage: Eukaryota; Viridiplantae; Streptophyta; Magnoliopsida; Rosales; Moraceae. The record is from RefSeq and is a predicted model, not a curated record.